Mesocricetus auratus (golden hamster) is the source of this 3414-nucleotide messenger RNA. RefSeq names its product nuclear body protein SP140-like protein. Lineage: Eukaryota; Metazoa; Chordata; Mammalia; Rodentia; Cricetidae. Gene Ontology annotation, cellular component: nucleus. The transcript has 17 exons. Gene Ontology annotation, biological process: regulation of transcription by RNA polymerase II. The coding region runs from base 815 to 2008 and encodes 397 amino acids. The record is from RefSeq and is a predicted model, not a curated record. Gene Ontology annotation, molecular function: DNA-binding transcription factor activity, RNA polymerase II-specific; protein binding; DNA binding.
ACUCUCUGCACUUGCCCUUGGCUGGAGGAGGCAGGGGAGAGUUUUUUCUUGCUUCUGGCUUCAUUCAGAAGCUCCAAGCCCUUUAGGAGACCACACCUUCUGACGUUUCCUAGUCUGGGCCCCAACUAUCAGGCACCACCCCGGCCACUUCCUUCCUAUACUCGGCAGCCACCUCUCCCCAGACAGCUCUGAGUCCUUGGCUGAAACAGACUCUUCCACCUUUCCUUGGAGUGAACCAGGGGUCCCAGGCCCUCAAGGAGUUCUUGCUGAGCUUCCCCUGCUCAGAGGUGGGUGCACUCUGCUCUGAGCCAAGUUGAAGGGCACCCUCGGUGCUGUGUAGGGGAUGACAGGAGAGACCGAUGAAUCUAGAAGCAAUGGACCAUCCUUCAUGCCAGCAAUUACCCAGCCAUUGGUAGCCUCUUGUAAGCUGGUUUAUGCUUCUACAUGGAAUCUAUCCCUUAGUUCAACCACUGAGGACAGUGUGUGUGAAGAGGAGUUGGCAGACUAUCGGCUCAUGUUCAAGUGCUUCAAAGAAAAUAAGGUAGAAAUCGCAAGCGCCAUCACAAAGUCCUUUCCUUUCCUUAUGAGUCUCCGAGACCUCGACUUCAUCUCUGAGCAGAAGUUCCAGUUUCCAACAAUCACAGACUCUUCAGAGGAUAAAUGGAAGAUAUACUGAAGAGAGGCCCAUAUUGCCAACAGUUGUUAGGGAAGCAUCCUGUCGUCCCAGAGAUUCUCCAAUGAAUGGUGAACUGGCAGAGGAGGUGCCUAGCCUACCACUUGCAAUGGAGGAGAGGGAAGUGGUUCUCAUGAACAAAUGUCUGAUGGACAAGAGCCCCAGGAUGACUUAUCCUCAUCACCACUGAGAUGCGAAACAGUGUAUACUAAAGACCAGCAGAGACAUCCUGCCUUGUGGACUGAACAACUACUGGAUUCUUGGACUUUCCAUUCUUGGCCGGUCAUUGUUGCAUUAGUGGACUGCAGCCUGGCGGAGCCCUCCCUGCUGAGUUGGACAGAGUCCUCCCUUGAGUCAGUGCUCAGGCUGACUUCCUGCUCUCAGCUGUGGGCCACAAUACACAGUCUGGAAGCCUGUGAGGAGACCCAGGAUCAGAGCUCUCCCUCCCAGGCCCCUGGCAGGAGUUGCAAGAUGAAAAAUAGCAGCUACAGGUUAUCACCAGUUCCGAGAAAUUGCAGAGAGCACGAUGCAGAUUUCAGUGCUGCCUUGCUUCCUGUGACAUGUGGUGACGCGAAGGGAAUGCUGCACAAGGAUAAAUUCAAACAAGGGAUAUCUGUGAAGUCUAUACAGAGUGAAGAUGGGAACUGGUUCUCACCCCCUGAAUUUGAAAUCCUGGGAGGCCUCGGAAGAUCAAAGAGAUGGAAAUCAAGUCUGCGUUGCUACAAUUGCCCCCUGAAAUUACUCAUCCAGAGAAAGUUUCUACCCAAUUCUCCAAGAAUAUAUGGCAAGAGAAAAAAGAACUCAGAUGAAUGUGAGGUGUGCCGGAAUGGGGGAACACUCUUCUGCUGUGAUACUUGCUCCAGAGCCUUCCAUGAGGAGUGUCACAUCCCAAUGGUGGAGGCUGAGAUAACACCGUGGAGUUGCAUCUUCUGUAGGAUACAGUCCUUAGGAAGCCAACAGAGUCUUCAAGAAUCUGAGAUACUGCAGAGGCAGAUGGUGCCCCAGGAACAGUUGAAGUGUGAGUUUGUCCUGUUGAGCGUCUAUUGCUGUUCUGAGAGCUCCUUUUUUUCCAAGAUUCCUUAUUACUAUUAUUUUAGAGAGACAUCUAUGAUUGUAAAGAAACCUAUGUGGUUGGACUUGAUCAAGAAAAAGCUGAGAGAGAGAGGCUACUCCCUUGUGGAAGAGUUUGUGCAAGACAUGAGACUCAUCUUCCACAAUCACAGGACCACAUUCAAGGACCCCAAGUUUGGCCAAAUGGGACUUAGACUGGAGUCUGAGUUUGAGAAGAAUUUCAAGGAAGUGUUUGCUGUUCAGGACACAAAUGAAAACAGUUAACUGAUUUCACAGAUGCUGCUGGUGUCCUGGUACCAUGCCCUUUUCUGACUAGGUUUUUGCACCUGAAGGAAGACCUCACUAGACUGACUCCAUCAUCCCCAGAGGAUUACUCUGGGUCACAUGGACACAGUUGCAACUGGGAGUCACACCUCCUGGCCUUGUGGUCCAUCCCCCUGCCUCCAGCUACAACCAAGGGUCUAUGCUGGAGCCUGUCUCCAUCUGGCUUAGUCCCCCUUCCCUUGAGACAUAUAUGUUGCUGCCCUUGUCCCUCCUUCUGAGAGCACUUCAUAAUUAACCAUAAGCUCCCAAGACUUCAAUUUCUGUGGUGACACACUCCUGUAUUUCCAGCCCUUGGAAGGCUGAGGCAGGAGGAUACCUGGAAGUGUGAUGCCAUCCAGGGCUGCAUUGUGAGUUUCAGUUACUCUGGGUUAUAAAGUAAGAUCCUGGUUCCAGCAAACAAUUCACCACAUAAGACAAAAAGGCCUCAACUCUGGGUCUUUCUCUAGGAGCCUCAUUCUAAGAUGACAGUUCUAGAAGCAAAGCCUCAGGGUGGGAUUCUAGAGUUGGGUCACUGUGAAUAGGCCCUCAGGUUGUUAAGCUAGCACAGGGACCAAAUGUUAGCCUGAAGAAAGGUACUAAUGAUUGUAUGAGCCUCAAGCAUAUUCGAUAGUGCCAUAUUCCAUAGUGGGUCGAGAAAAGUAAUUCUAAGAAUGAUGGGAUUCAGUGGCUGUGGGGAAUUGGUACUAAUAGAUUUAUAACAGUUAUUGACAGGCUUAGAUGUAGAAUUCCAAGUUCAUGAUUCUGCAGCUGUGUUUUCAGACAGCAGCAAAGGCUUGCUCCAGGCUGUUACACUCAGAAAGACAGAACUCCAGGGAAGACUGGAUUCUAAGCUAGGAAGUCUCUUGUGCCAAAGUCAGAGUCCUGAAACUCAGGCUGGAGAACUGAAAUAGUUAUUCGGGAGAACUGUGAACUUGUUUCCCAUGAACUUACUUACCUAUGAAGGAAUCCCUUCACUCUUUCUUGGAAGAAAGAUCCACCUUGCUGCACGAAUUAUAAGAGACACAGAUGCUGAUAUUGGGGUUCAAACUUCAAGCUGAAUAUCAGAAAAAGCAAAGCAGCUGACCCAGUAGCUUCUUUCCUCUACCUCAGGCUCAAUGGGCUGAUCCACGAGCUCUUCACCAAGCCUCUGACAGUAACCUCUCCUCAGCUUGGCUGGAGAAUGAAUGCCUCCUACUGACUAGGUCCUGUGAUCUGUUAACCUUUUAGAUUGAUUCAAUGUUGUGUAUCCCUGGGUGACUUUGGACUCGGAGAGAUCUGUCUACCUCUUAAUCCUGAAUCCUAGGAUUAAAGGUGUGUACCACCACUUCCUACCUUCUGGCUACUGGGAUUAAAUGUGCGUGCCUAUA